AUCACCCACAAUUCAGUGCGGGGGCGCCGUCGGCGUUGUGGGGACCGGGGCCCAAUUCUGAGGCCGGCUGUGGGAGCAGGGCGAGCGGACACUGAUUCAGGCUGCGAUGCCGCCCAAGAAAUCCUCGAGUCAACCCAGCAAAAAGACUGAGCAGAAGAAAAAAGAGAAGGUCAUCGAGGAUAAGACCUUUGGCCUGAAGAACAAGAAAGGAGCAAAACAGCAGAAAUUUAUCAAAACCGUCACUAAUCAAGUCAAGCAUGGACAGACAGGUGGAAAACAGGUACCUUUCAGUGAAGAAAAGAAGUCAAAAAAAGAUGAUAAAAAGAAAGAGCUCCAAGAAUUGAAUGAACUUUUUAAACCUGUAGUAGUUGCUCAGAAGAUCAGCAAAGGAGCAGAUCCCAAAUCUGUCGUCUGUGCUUUUUUCAAGCAAGGCCAAUGUACCAAGGGUGACAAAUGCAAGUUUUCACAUGACCUAUCCCUGGAAAGGAAGAGUGAAAAACGCAGUAUGUAUGUAGAUGCACGGGAUGAAGAGCUUGUAAAAGACACAAUGGAAAAUUGGGAUGUGAGAAAGCUGGAAGAAGUUGUACAAAAAAAGCAUGGUGAUUCAGAACAGAAGAAAACUGUCAUAGUAUGUAAACAUUUCCUUGAAGCCAUAGAGAAUAACAAAUACGGCUGGUUCUGGGUCUGUCCUGGAGGAGGAGACACGUGUAUGUACCGCCAUGCCUUACCACCAGGCUUUGUAUUGAAAAAAGACCAGAAAAAAGAAGUAAAGGAAGAAAUUUCACUCGAAGAUUUAAUAGAAAAAGAGCGAGCUGCCUUGGGACCGGAUGUAACCAGAAUUACCCUAGAAACCUUCUUGGAGUGGAAGAAAAGGAAGAGACAGGAAAAGUCUGAAAAAAAGCUGCAAGAACUAGAAAAGAGAAAAGCAGAUUUUAAUGCUGGCAAAGCCUUUGGUGUGAGUGGUCGAGAAGUCUUUGAAUUCAGACCUGAUUUGAUUAGUGCUGAUGACGAAGAAGCAGAUGAAACACAGUACCUACAAGAACAAGGCGAAGAGGUUGAAGAAACAGUACAAGUCAAUGACAUUGACGUUUCCCGAUUUGUGCCAAUAGAGAUAAAUAAUACUGGUAUUACAGUGUCAACUGGAAAUGAACGGAUGGGUGCAACACACUCUGCAAAUUUACCUAAAGAAAUUUCCAAUGAUACUGAUGAAAACAAAUUAGCUGAGGCCUCAGGAGGAGUUGCUAAUGGAAGUGAAGAUGGUAAACUGGACGGAGAACUAGAAGAUGGUCAUAUCGAUGGUGUCCCUGUAGAUGAGAAUCUCUUCACCGGAGAAGAUCUUGAUGAGUUAGAAGAAGAGUUAGAUGACUUGGAUUUAGAAGAUUAAGGAAUCUUGGAAGCAAACCUUGUUUAGUGCAAACUUGGAGAUUCAAGUUCAAAAGACUUCACAUUAAAUAAACACCCCUCUGAUUUCUUUAAUGUUUGACCCCAUAGACCUUUCCUGUGCUAUUUUAAAAAAUAAUACAGAAAUAAGGUAUGUUGACCCUUGCCAUGGUCACACAUUUGCCUUGUAAUCCACCAAUAGUUGAGAUCUGCCUUUAGAAAAUUGUCCAAAAUGUGAGUAAGCAAGUAUUUAAAAGGAUUGCCAACUGUAACUUUGAAAUUCAAUAUUAAAAUGUUAUUUAUUCUUUUGGGAAGCAAAUAUUUUAAAUGGCUCAAAUGUAAAUUUUUAUUUUGAAGAACAAUAACUAUUUCUUUUAAAAAUAAUGCUUUGGACUCAAUUUUGGACAAGAAAGCUGUUUUGAACCACCAAAACAUAGGAUAUGGAAUUGCUUACUUAAAGCGACACAGUUAAUCAUUUCAACUCAAUCAUUCUGAAGAUCAUUUCUAUGUGGAAUGUUUAGAGUGGGUUGAUCCAGGUUUUGAAAUGCCUAAUGCCACAUUAAGUAGUGCAUCAAGCACCACUGCUGAGCCCUGGUUUGAGUUCAUAAUGAAGAGUAUAAAUUGGCACUGUUACAUAUUGAACUGCUUGAAAUGAAUGAUGCAAUUGUCCAAUUUUUGAAAUUUUCAUGAGCAUUUAUGUCUGUGCAAGUUGUAAAUAAAGUGUAUUUGAAAAAACUAGU
This is a messenger RNA of Stegostoma tigrinum, 2120 nucleotides long. RefSeq names its product zinc finger CCCH-type containing 15 (gene zc3h15). Lineage: Eukaryota; Metazoa; Chordata; Chondrichthyes; Orectolobiformes; Stegostomatidae. The record is from RefSeq and is a predicted model, not a curated record. Gene Ontology annotation, cellular component: cytosol. Gene Ontology annotation, molecular function: metal ion binding; mRNA binding. The transcript has 10 exons. The coding region runs from base 107 to 1384 and encodes 425 amino acids. Gene Ontology annotation, biological process: cytoplasmic translation.